Schizophyllum commune H4-8 is the source of this 1644-nucleotide messenger RNA. RefSeq lists its product as uncharacterized. The coding region runs from base 95 to 1591 and encodes 498 amino acids. The record is from RefSeq and is a predicted model, not a curated record. The transcript is spliced from 3 exons. NCBI's taxonomy places the organism in Eukaryota, Fungi, Basidiomycota, Agaricomycetes, Agaricales, Schizophyllaceae.
GUGCCAUGCCCGAAGUUAGCCUCUACCACGAACGCGCGUUCGGCCGCUGCUCAGGGCUCAUCGUCUUCACUUGAUCGUCUGUCACUGAGAAGAGAUGUCGCGCAAGAAACGAGGCUACAAAUGGGAUUGGAAAGAUAAGAAGAACAAGAAGAACCAGAAGCAGGAAAAUGACGAGGACAUCUGCCUAUGGCGCUUUCUCUCCAUCAUGAAAAUACCUGCCUCCGAGUCGACACUGGUCCAUGAUCCGCACGAUCGGGUUCAUGUCGACAUCACCUCUCUGCCUGCAUCCAUAAGAAACUUCCCUUGCGAGAUCCUUUGCGAGAUAUUCCUCAUCGUCGUCUCGCUGUACCCUGCGUCGUCACGCAACCUCGGAGCGCCCAGGUUCACUCGUGUCUGCCGCGAUUGGCGCGCUAUAUCAGUCAGCUAUCCCCAGCUUUGGACGACGGUCAACAUCAAGUAUGAUGGCAGGUACCUCGCAGAUAACCUAGAGGUCUACAUAUCGCUCUCCGGCAACCUGCCCUUGCACGUUCACGUUGCCGGCAUAGAAAGAUAUGGCGAGCGAGGCGAAUGGGACAGGCCGCGAAGCUUCGCGAGAGAGGAGACGGCAAGAGCGCUCAAGGACCUUGCGGCGCUCUCCGCUCAGAGGUGGAAGACGCUCGCGGUCACGGCCGACUUCGCUGUAUUCGCCGCACAAGUGGAGGCUCAGACCCCGCUGCUCGAAUCACUGGUUCUUGAUUCCGACACUUGGCCUAAAGACUACAGAGGCGAACUGCCGCUAGACUUUGUGCGACACGCACCGCUCCUGCGUACAAUCACCAUCGACCUCGGGUUCCCUGAUAUAGUUUUACCGUCGUGGAAGCGGCAGGUCACGUCUGCGACCUACUUCUUGCACUCAGCAUGCGCGCUCUGUACGGUCCUAUGCCACCUCAUGGACGCGAAGGAGUUAAGGAAGCUCAGUAUUCUUGACGCCGACGCCGAACAUGGCGCGUUCGACGACUGUUUCAUCAACAUGCUGCUCAGCCCCACCACCUAUCACGCUCCCCAACUCAGGACGCUGAUCGUAUCUGGCUGCGCGCAUGCCUUCCUUCCCGUCAUCGUUGCUCCUGCCUUGGAAACUUUGACUGUCUGCCAAGACCACGAAUGGGAUGACCCGGAGAUGUGGCCUGAGGGUCCCCUGUCGUCUCUGCUUUGGAUGAUACAGCGAACGACUCUGUCGUCGCUUCGCAUCCUCGAACUGAAAGACAUCGAAACCUAUGAGCAUAGAUUCGAUCUUUUGUACCAGUGUCUGGACGCUCUCAUUGCCCUUGACACGCUGCGGAUCGAAGAACUCGCAGACACCGUGUCCCACCGCGAUUCCCUCCUGCGGGGCGAGCUGCUAGAGUGGCUUACAUAUAAGGAGUCAUCACCGACGCAUCUUCCUGACCUGACGCACCUCACGUUGCGCUCAGGUCGCAAGUCAGACGGUGACUUGGAAGGGCUGGUGCGACAACUCCUAGUGUCGAGAACAACGGGCGGCUUGGUCGAUGGUGUUGCGAGGAAAGCGCUGAUCCAUUUCACGUCUAAUCUAGGUCCGGAAUUUCAGAUACCUUAGCUUUCGCGUAGUCAGCAUUAUUGCAUGCACACUACUUUCCCUCUUAACUGCCU